Molecule: messenger RNA, 1796 nt
Organism: Hippopotamus amphibius kiboko
Lineage: Eukaryota; Metazoa; Chordata; Mammalia; Artiodactyla; Hippopotamidae
Gene: PYROXD1
Product: pyridine nucleotide-disulphide oxidoreductase domain 1
Exons: 12
Coding region: 137-1645 (502 amino acids)
Molecular function (GO): oxidoreductase activity; flavin adenine dinucleotide binding
Source: RefSeq, a predicted model, not a curated record
CCGUAGCUCGGAUUCUCAGGAGCAGGCGCCGGAAGUGGCUGCGCCGGAAGUGGCUGCGUCCGCCGCUCUCUCUCCCGGAAUGCUAACUUUUCCGGUGUCCCCACUGUAAUCCUAAAACCGCUGGAAGUCCGACAGCAUGGAGGUGGCGUGCUCGCCCCCGACGGCGGGGAAGUUCGUGGUGGUCGGCGGUGGCAUCGCGGGUGUCACCUGUGCGGAGCAGUUGGCGAUCCACUUUCCAUCAGAAGAUAUUCUCCUGAUAACAGCUUCUCCUGUUAUUAAAGCAGUUACAAAUUUCAAGCAGGUUUCUAAAGUGUUGGAAGAAUUUGAUGUUGAAGAACAACCGAAUACCAUGUUAGAAAGUCGCUUUCCUAACAUUAAGGUUAUAGAAUCUGGAGUAAAGCAACUGAAGAGUGAAGAACAUUGCAUUUUAACUGAAGAUGGGAAUCAGCAUAUUUAUAAGAAGCUCUGUUUGUGUGCUGGAGCUAAACCAAAGUUGAUAUGUGAAGGAAAUCCUUAUGUGCUAGGAAUCCGUGAUACAGACAGUGCUCAGGAAUUUCAGAAACAGCUUACUAAAGCUAAGAGAAUAAUGAUCAUAGGGAAUGGUGGUAUUGCACUUGAAUUAGUGUAUGAAAUUGAAGGCUGUGAAGUAAUUUGGGCCAUUAAAGAUAAAGCUAUUGGGAAUACUUUCUUCGAUGCAGGAGCAGCUGAAUUCUUGACUUCAAAGCUCAUUGCUGAAAAACCAGAAGCUAAAAUCGCACAAAAAAGAGCCAGAUAUACAACUGAAGGAAGGAAAAAGGAAGCACAAACCAAAGCUAAUGCUGGUAAUAUAGGCAGUGCCUUGGGACCUGAUUGGCAUGAAGGGUUGGAUCUUAAAGGAACAAAAGAGUUUUCUCAUAAGAUUCACAUCGAAACAAUGUGUGAAGUAAAGAAAAUCUAUCUUCAGGAAGAAUUUAGAAUUUCUAAGAAAAAGUCCUUGACUUUUCCAAGAGACCAUCAUAAUCAGUCAGUUACAGCUGACAAAGAGAUAUGGCCUGUAUAUGUGGAAUUGACCAAUGAAAGGAUAUAUGGCUGCGAUUUCAUUGUCAGUGCUACAGGAGUAACACCAAAUACAGAACCUUUUCUCUGUGGCAACAAUUUUGAUAUAGGAGAAGAUGGUGGCCUGAAGGUGGAUGAUCACAUGCACACCUCCCUUCCUGACAUCUACGCUGCAGGUGACAUCUGCACGGCCUCCUGGCAGCCUAGCCCAGUCUGGCAGCAGAUGAGGCUGUGGACCCAGGCGAGACAGAUGGGAUGGUAUGCGGCGAAGUGCAUGGCUGCGGCUAGUGUGGAGGAGUCCAUUGACAUGGAUUUCAGCUUUGAACUUUUCGCUCAUGUAACAAAAUUUUUUAACUAUAAGGUUGUAUUGCUGGGAAAAUACAAUGCACAAGGCUUAGGUUCAGAUCAUGAAUUAAUACUGAGGUGUACCAAAGGACAAGAGUACAUCAAAGCCGUCCUGCAGGAUGGGCGAAUGAUGGGAGCUGUCUUAAUUGGUGAAACUGAUUUAGAAGAAACAUUUGAAAACUUAAUUUUAAACCAGAUGAAUCUUUCAGCAUAUGGAGAAGAUCUACUAGAUCCAAAUAUUGAUAUUGAAGAUUAUUUUGACUAAAAAGGGCAUCUCAAGAGCUACAUCAAGUUCCAAAUGAGACAAAAGAGUCACACGUCAGUAAAUGACUGCACUGAUUUUAAUGACAAGCAUCUGAAGUUAAAAAUACAGAAAUAUGAUGAUUUAAAAAAUAAAUACAAUUCCAAAGAUGAAA